UAUAGCUUUCAUCAAUCACAACUCUUUCUUUCUACUAUCCUUCUUUUCCUACCUCAAAUUUGAGGAUUUUCUAAAGAGUUAAUAUAAAGAUAGAUAUAUAGAGAGAUAGAUCAAACUUCGACUACGAAACAUGGCCGGAGGCGGAUUUGCAGCCUCGGGUGGGGGCACGGAAUUCGAGGCGAAGAUCACACCUAUUGUCAUCAUUUCUUGCAUAAUGGCCGCCACCGGCGGCCUGAUGUUCGGCUACGACGUUGGUGUCUCAGGUGGUGUGACAUCAAUGACACCUUUCUUGGAAAAAUUCUUUCCUGAGGUUGCUAAGAGGGCAAAUGACCCAAAUUUAAACAGUAAUUAUUGCAAAUAUGAUAAUCAAGGGCUGCAAUUAUUCACAUCAUCACUCUAUUUGGCUGGUUUAACUGCAACCUUCUUUGCUUCCUACACAACAAGAAAGCUUGGGAGAAAAUUGACCAUGUUGAUUGCUGGUGUUUUCUUUAUUGUUGGAGUUGUUCUCAAUGCCGCAGCCCAAGAUCUUGCCAUGCUCAUCAUUGGCAGGAUCUUGCUCGGUUGUGGCGUUGGUUUCGCCAACCAGGCUGUCCCACUAUUUCUAUCAGAAAUUGCACCUACCAGAAUACGUGGAGGACUCAACAUUUUGUUCCAACUUAAUGUUACGAUUGGAAUUCUUUUUGCUAAUCUCGUCAACUAUGGAACUGCCAAAAUCAAAGGAGGAUGGGGCUGGAGGGUGUCACUUGGGCUGGCAGGCGUCCCGGCCGCCCUCCUCACCGUAGGCGCGUUGAUGGUAGUUGACACUCCCAACAGUUUAAUAGAACGCGGUCGUUUAGAUGAAGGAAAGGCCGUGCUCAAGAGGAUCCGUGGCACGGAUAAUGUAGAGCCCGAGUUCUUGGAGCUGUGUGAGGCCAGCCGCGUUGCCAAGCUCGUUAAGCACCCUUUCCGGAACCUUCUCAUGAGGAGGAACAGACCACAGUUGGUCAUAGCUGUUGCUUUGCAGGUUUUCCAGCAGUUCACAGGAAUCAAUGCAAUAAUGUUCUAUGCUCCUGUCCUGUUUGACACUGUUGGAUUUGGGAAUGAUGCAGCCCUGUACUCGGCCGUGAUCACGGGCGCGGUCAACGUGCUGUCCACGGUCGUCUCAAUCUACUCCGUGGACAGAGUGGGGCGGCGCGUGCUUCUGCUGCAGGCCGGGGUGCAGAUGUUCAUAUCGCAGGUGGUGAUCGCCGUGCUGCUGGGGAUAAAGGUGAAGGACCACUCCGAGGAUCUCAGCCGUGGAUACGCGAUCUUCGUGGUGAUCUUGAUAUGCACGUUCGUGUCCGCCUUCGCGUGGUCUUGGGGCCCGCUCGGGUGGCUCAUCCCGAGUGAGACGUUCCCCUUGGAGACGAGGUCGGCCGGGCAGAGUGUGACCGUGUGCGUCAACCUCCUCUUCACGUUCGUGAUAGCGCAAGCCUUCCUCUCGAUGCUCUGCCAUUUCAAGUUCGGGAUCUUCUUCUUCUUCUCCGGAUGGGUGCUCGUGAUGUCGUUCUUCGUGCUGUUCUUGGUGCCCGAGACGAAGAACGUGCCCAUCGAGGAGAUGACGGAGAGGGUGUGGAAGCAGCAUAGGGUGUGGAAGAGGUUCAUGGAUGAUGAUCAUAAUGAGAAAAAUGGAAUUGAUAAAGGGUUUGAUCCACAUUCUCAGUUGUGAAGAUAUUUUUCCUUUGUUGUUUGGGUUUGAGGGGUUUUUUUUACAUAAAUAUUCUAUAGAUAGAUGUUGUGAAAUAGCAUAAAAGUUGCUUUUAUUUCAUUGUAAUCCAUUGUGGAAAUCUUCGGAAUAUAGGGAUAAAAUUGAAUAGCA
This is a messenger RNA of Salvia hispanica, 1837 nucleotides long. RefSeq names its product sugar transport protein 13-like. Gene Ontology annotation, cellular component: membrane. Gene Ontology annotation, biological process: monosaccharide transmembrane transport. The record is from RefSeq and is a predicted model, not a curated record. NCBI's taxonomy places the organism in Eukaryota, Viridiplantae, Streptophyta, Magnoliopsida, Lamiales, Lamiaceae. Gene Ontology annotation, molecular function: monosaccharide transmembrane transporter activity.